Eptesicus fuscus (big brown bat) is the source of this 1752-nucleotide messenger RNA. Its product is annotated as glutathione S-transferase Mu 4. Bases 67 to 723 code for a protein of 218 amino acids. Gene Ontology annotation, molecular function: glutathione transferase activity. The transcript has 8 exons. NCBI's taxonomy places the organism in Eukaryota, Metazoa, Chordata, Mammalia, Chiroptera, Vespertilionidae. The record is from RefSeq and is a predicted model, not a curated record. Gene Ontology annotation, biological process: glutathione metabolic process.
CGGGCCCUGGACUAACUUUCAGCCCCGCUCUGCUUGAGUGCCCGCCCUGCAGGCGGAACGCUGACCAUGGCCAUGACUUUGGGUUACUGGGACAUCCGAGGGCUGGCUCACGCCAUCCGCCUGCUCCUGGAGUACACAGACUCCACCUACGAGGAGAAGAAGUACACGAUGGGGGACGCUCCCGACUAUGACAGAAGCCAGUGGCUGAGUGAAAAAUUCAAGCUGGGCCUGGACUUCCCCAAUCUGCCCUACUUGAUUGACGGGGCUCACAGGCUCACCCAGAGCAACGCCAUCCUUCGCUACCUUGCGCGCAAGCACAACCUCUGUGGGGAGACGGAAGAGGAGAAGAUCCGCGUGGACAUGUUGGAGAACGAGGCAAUGGACACGGCCAAUCAGCUGGCAAGGGUCUGCUACAGCCCUGACUUUGAGAAACAGAAGCCCGAGUUCCUGAAGGUGCUCCCUGAAAAGUUGAAGCUCUUCUCACAGUUCCUGGGGAAGAAGUCUUGGUUUGCAGGGGACAAGCUCACCUACGUGGACUUCCUGGCCUACGACGUUCUAGACCUGCACCGCAUCUUUGAGCCCACGUGCCUGGAUGCGUUCCCGAACCUGAGAGACUUCAUCGCCCGCAUAGAGGGCCUGGAGAAGAUCGCUGCCUACAUGAAGUCCAGCCGCUUCCUCCCAGCACCUAUUUACACAAAGAUCGCCGUGUGGGGCAACAAAUAGUGCCCAGAAGUGCAGGGCAGGGCAUGGGCGCGAGCUGCACCCCGGGCCUGGAGAGCAGCUGGUCCUCCCCGAACCCCGGGAACCAGCUGUCUUGUUCUUUUCUCCCUUUCUUCCCUUCACCCCCACUCAGGACCCCCAAUCCCAGUUCACCAGGACUGUAGAGCUCUUCAGCACCCCUUGUUCCGUGAAGGCUCCCCCUGUCAUUGUCCUUCCUGCACAAAGCCAAUCGGACUGACCGUCCUUUCGGUGAUUGCUCUGUUUUGAGGAGCCCGACUGGACCCCUGGCCUGUGGAGCUCAGCCCUGAGCCCCCACCUCUGCUCUGCAGACCAGGAGUGCCCGGUGAGCAGCCCUGCUCCCCGCGUGGCCCCUGCCCAGCUGCCUGAGCCCCAGUGAAGCCUGAUCACACCCGCUGUGUCCUGUCUUCUUCCCUCCUGGCCACCGAGCUCACUCUCCAGCAGGCCCUGCUGCACCCCGGGUCUGCAUGGGAAGCUGGCAGUGGCGGGUCCUCGGGGAUCCUGGGUGAGACGCCUUGUUCCCAUUUCUGACGCCUUUGGAGCAGGACACGCCAUGGGGCUCUAGGACCUAUUCCUGUGGAGGUGGUACUACAGGCCACAGAUCACAGAGGGACUUCACAAGCCGCCUGGGCCACUCAUACCCCAAAGCACACGUGUGUCAGGAUCCAGGGUUGGGGCUGGAACCCCUGGGCCUGGACAGCUGAGGGUCCUGCGGGGAGUCCCCAGGCUCCUGACGGAGCUCCCCACCCCCGCUUCUGAUGGCCUCUGCGGCAGCACAGGCGGCUGGUCCCUCAGAGGCCACCCCUCCCCGCUGCACUCCCGCCCCGGCACUCCCUCACACGCCCCAUGUGACCACCGUGCUCCGGGUUCUGCUCCGGUCAGCAUCCAGCAUCGGGGACACCUAGCCGGCCGGCAGGACAUUUCUGGGGCUGCGCUCAAAACCCUGCCUCUGUAGGGGCUGGUUCUGGAUUUUAAUCAACAAUUGCAACCAUAAAGCCAAUUGAUUAAUUUUCA